GGAUGAUAAUACUGACUUGAAUGAAACAGAACAGAUAUGGCAUGAAAGAGCAGAAAUGUUUUUUCCAAAUCCUGAAAAUUUCGACGAAUAUGAAUCUGUGCAGAAUUUUAUAACUUUAAGCCGUAACGAGUAAUGUUUUGUGAUAUCGGCAUUUCAUUCUGAACCAAUUCUUGUUGCUUGCUUUAGUUCCAAGUCAGAAAUUUAAACGACCCCUUUUUUAAAACAGAAAAAAAUAGCACCAACAAUGAUGAAAUUUUUACACUCCAGAAAAUUGGCUGUUCACUUAAAACAAGUCCAUCUACUGAAGGAUCCCAUGGCAGAUUGCCACUUUUUGCAUGAAUGCAUUCACCUCAUUUUUCAUUAAUUCUUCUUCUGCUGUUUUCUAAUCGGCUAUUGCUUGAAUUUCCUUCCGUCCAUUAAGUGGAAAAUCUGGUUUUGCUGUUUCCGAAAGUGCUGAGCCUCAAUUUUCCGCGCGUUUAAGAACAUGAAAAACUUCCAGGUGACAGAUAUGUCUAAGUUGGCAUUGAGUUGAGAUUUUCUUCCUAUGAUUUUUGAGAUUAAUUGUUACGCUUGUUCAAGAACUCACUGCUGUUGAUGAAUUUGUAAUGUAAUUUCUGAUUCUGUUUCCAACUGCAUUUGUCUGGCAUGCGUUUCGUGCUCUCGCCAAAGGAUGUUCCGUUGCUUCUCGCUCCUGCGAAUUUACUACUUUUUACUGUAGUUUGAUAGGUUUGAAGUGGCCAAAAAAUUUGUUUCUUAUACCUACCGAUAGCUUUAGAUCGCGACUCUGUGUUUCUUACAGUGACUCCCUUUGUACUUUGUGUCACCAGAAGAUAUUUAUCUUUUUGUGAUUGGUCCACGGCGUGAUUUUUAGUGAUUAUAUAACUGUUUUGUCUUGUUUCGAGUCUUAUCAGCUCGUUAUCAGCACUUUUUAACAAAACUUGACACCGCUGCUGCAAUCCAUGCACAUGUCAGAACUGCUUAUCUAAACUCUGCUUAGACUGUUUAUUCUUUUUUAUUUCGUUCGUGUUACAUAUGCUGCACUAGACUUGCCUUUUUACUAUUUCUAUGUAGUCGGUCUAUUUAAUUUUUGCCUCGGUAAACAACAAAGGCUUAUCAUGUCUUCGUUCAUCGUUUUGCCGGAAUAUGUUUGCAAGCAUAAACUAGAAUUCAAAAACUGUGAAUCUUGCCAAAAACUCAAUUAUGUACAACUACCUUGCCAACAUCGAGAGGCUGGAUAUUUAUGCGAUACUUGCUAUAAAUUAAUCCUUUUUAAUGAUGAAGAUAAACUCCCCUGCUAAGUUCGGGAAUGUGUUAUGAGGCGUGGAUCGUUGGACUAUUUAAAGAAACAUCAUCCUGGACUCUUUAGUACUCUCCUUACAGAAUACUCACAGCUAUUUCAGUCUCCCAGUUUACCUCAGGCUAUAAGCAUAUCUGAUCGGAACAAGCUAGCAUCAGUGACCCAAACUUCCGACUUCUCUGCACCAUCUUCAUCGACUCAUAAUCAACAGUCUAACCAGACUAGAGAUGAUUCUCAACAAACUGAUAAAUCAGCCAAAAUGUCUUUUCUUUCCAGAAAAAAAAUUGCCUCUUCCAGUUUGAAGGAAAUUUAAAAUGCCAACACAAUAGACUUUUAUUAUCUUGUAAUUCUUGUUUGCCUAUGUCAUUGGCUGAUCUUAAAGACAAGUCUGAAUGUCUGCAUAGAGUCCCAAUUUUUGAAUGCAAUCAUUGUAAACAACUUGUUCUAGUGCUAAGAAGAGGAAAAGAAUAUGCGCCCACUAAAGUAAUUACUAAAGCUGAUUAUAUCUCCCUUAGUCUAAAAAACCAGUUACUAAAAAACCUAAAUUAGACCCUAUAUCGAAUGAUAAUAAUAGCCAUAAUAAAACUAAUAAUGAUACCCUACAGAAUAAAGUGCCCCAAGAAUCAAAGCCAGAAAAUACCAAAAGAAGUUUCAAAGUCCUUUCAAUAGAACCAGAAGUGGAAAAAAUGGAAACUGAAACAGAAAUAAUAAACUCAGUAAUAGAAAAUAAUAACUCCAAAGAAGAAAAUAACCUUGACGCCAAGAAUGAAAACCAAAAACCUCCUCCAAUCUUUAUAAUGCAUGAAAAUCCAGAAGAAAUUAAGAAGAUACUCAAAGACUACAAAUUCGAUUUCCUUUUAAAAGUUAGCUCUAAAAAACAAACAAAAAUUGUACUAAAGUCAAUACCAGAGCACAGGAUCUUAGCCCAAAAAUUAAAUGAACUAGGAAUCGAAUUUUUUACCUUUCAAAGUUUUAGUGGAAAAAUAACAAGAAGAAUUAUUCGAGGACUACCGAUCAAUUUUGAUAAAGAAAUCCUCAAACUAGAGCUAGAAAAACAUGAACCAAUAGAAGUUAAAAAUAUCCAACAACUCCGACAUAGAUUCACUAAAGCACCGAUCCCUCUCUUUAAAAUAGAUAUUAAAAGUAAUAAUAACGCUUGGAAAAAAUUAGAUGAGAUAAAAAUAAUUAAUGAAUAUGAAAUUAAGAUAGAAAGAAUAGGGAUCAAACAAAUUGAUAUUCCUAUCUGCAAAAAUUGCCUCCAAUAUGGAUAUACAAAGAACUUUUGUUACCGUAAAAUAAUAUGGUUAAUCUGCAACGAUCAUCAUUUUAGUUCAGAAUGUGAGAAAUCUAAACAGAGUGAGUGGAAGCCUGUGUGCUUGCACUACAAAGAACAUCACUUUACGACCUGGAAGGGUUGUAAAUUUUACAAGAAAUUAAGGAAGCAGAGAAUACACCAAUAUAAAAAAGUUGCAGAAGAAUGUAAAAAUAUAAUACUAGAAGAAAAGACAUUUAGCAGAUAGGAUUAAGACCCAAACCCAAGAAGACGAGAAUUUCUCAAAUAAAAAUAAAAUUAGUAAUAAUGAUAUUAAAAAAUUAAAAAAUGAAGUUAGUUAAAAUCUAGAGUUAAAAUAUUAGGAGGAAUUCUCUUGUCUUAAAAAAGAAAUAAUCUCUCUGAGAAGAGAGAUCGUAGCAUUGAAAACAAAGUUAACCCCAUCUUAGACGAGAUGCUACGAGUCUUUAAUUGUUAACAUUAGUUAAAAGCUGUUCCUUAUCUCAUUUGAUAAAUACCAACACUCUGGAAACAGAGAGUGGAAUUAUUAUUAUUACGUAGUUGCCCUUUCCCAAAUAAUUUUUGGAUUGCUUUUUCGUAGUUCAUAAACAGUUGUAUCUAUAUCUGAUUGUCAGAUGAAUUUAAUUCUGUUGGAGGUUAACCAUUCCUCAGUGAUUCGUAGAUAGUACCAUAUCCGGAAUUUUUACCUUCCGUGUGUAGGUUUUGUCGGAUAUUGCUUGACUCCCUGUUAUGGAAAUCUUCAUUGAUUCCUAAACAUUGCAGAUUUGGACUCUUCGAAAGUCCCAGUUGCUCCGUAUAUAUAAAUUUUGAUUUUAUUGAUAAGUCGUUUAAUCUAGUCUGAUGUCUAUUGACUCAUCGCUCAUUAGCAGCUGUACAUAUCGGCAAUAUAAUCCAAGAGAUUGAAGCCGUAAUAGAUUAAGUUUAAGUUCAGUAUUUAUUGUAUAAAUCCUUGUAUUUUUUCUUGAUCUCUAAAUUAUAAUAAGAAAAAAAAAAGAAAAAAAACUGCAUUUGUCUGACCACAUUUCUUAUUAAAGCUUUUAGUGAUGAAGGUGUCAA
Bemisia tabaci is the source of this 3644-nucleotide messenger RNA. The record is from RefSeq and is a predicted model, not a curated record. NCBI's taxonomy places the organism in Eukaryota, Metazoa, Arthropoda, Insecta, Hemiptera, Aleyrodidae.